Molecule: messenger RNA, 793 nt
Organism: Acaromyces ingoldii
Lineage: Eukaryota; Fungi; Basidiomycota; Exobasidiomycetes; Exobasidiales; Cryptobasidiaceae
Exons: 2
Source: RefSeq, a predicted model, not a curated record
UGGUAACAGGAUUCAGAGGCAUAUGCCGGAGGAUAAUGAGGACAGGAGGAGACGACUGAAGUAUACCGUCGAGAAGCUUCUCGCGCUCAUCGAUGGCCAGGUGUGCUCUGAGGAGCUGACGGAAACCUGGACCCGCGCAAAGGGCGAGACAGUCAAGGAGCACGGUCCACGCCUAGCGGAUCUUAAAAGGGCCCUCGAUGAUGGCAAGUUCCUGGACCUCGGCGCGGGGCGAGGCGUUCCCAUGCGCCUUGUGACAAAGACAUGCAAAGCAUCGUGGCACUAUGACGGCACAUGGCCUCUGUUGGCUUCGGACGAGAGCACGGCAUGCUCUAAGCCAGAAGAGGACCUCCCUCGUUCUAUUCAUGCCAGCAGAUUCAUCCUCCGCCCACCUGGUCAGCACUGCGUCCGCCUCCCGCCACCCGAUGCUGAGCCUGGCCCCCCUCAGCGGCCAGACCCUUCGCCUGAGCAGAUCGCGCAGUCUUACCGGGACAGGGGCAUUGCUGUUCCCCGAGUUGAUAACACCAAGGAAGACAUGUGGUAGUCUUAUCUUCCUUUGUAAUGAGAGUGCAUUCAAGAAGGCUUUGCUGCCGAGAUCUCGCUCUCAAUGACGUGCCCUAAGGCCCCUCUCCGCGGCCAUGAGUCAUGACAUACAAUCUCUUGUCAGUGACUCCGGCUAUAGCUGGCUCGCCUCGCUCUCUCUGCCACGUCACACGAUGUGGGACAGGCCGGUGGAUUGUCACAAUUUAUCAGCUCGAUACCUCCACGGCACCACUCUAUGCGGGCGAGUCGAGGC